Quercus lobata is the source of this 2872-nucleotide messenger RNA. RefSeq names its product ketol-acid reductoisomerase, chloroplastic-like. Gene Ontology annotation, biological process: L-valine biosynthetic process. The transcript has a single exon. The coding region runs from base 867 to 2633 and encodes 588 amino acids. Gene Ontology annotation, cellular component: mitochondrion; chloroplast. The record is from RefSeq and is a predicted model, not a curated record. Gene Ontology annotation, molecular function: ketol-acid reductoisomerase activity. Lineage: Eukaryota; Viridiplantae; Streptophyta; Magnoliopsida; Fagales; Fagaceae.
CUCAUUGAAAUUUGUGUUUUUGAGUCCUAGAAACUGUUUGACAUAUCAGUACCCUAUAAGCAUGGCCAUUGUACAUUUUGCCUUUGAAAUUGGCAGAAUGCCCUGCAUUCUAGUGGACAGACUUGUUAUUUGUGCUUCAACUGUAUUAUUGUUCAUUAUUACUCAAGAAAUUGCACUUCAUUCAUAAAAGUUCAAAUUUUUUGGCGUUCUGGUAUUUUGGGGUUGGAGCAGAUCAGUUCUUCUCCAUUUUGGAGGUUUUCUUCUUAAAUAUUUUUUUCCCACCUAGCAAUAAUUAAUAAGUUAGUGAGGGUGUUCCAAAUUGAAGAUGAAAUCAAAUUGGGGAUAUCUUCUUCCAAAUUGAGUUUUUUUUUUUUAUUCAAUAAUAGAAUAUGGUUAUUGAGACCUGAUUUUCAAAUCAGUAGACUUGCUAAAAAAGAUUUUUCAUUCAGACACAUUAAACUAGGGAAUCAAGAAACAUUAUAAGACACAUUAACUGCUUUUAAGGCUCCAAAAUCUUUUGUUAUUAGGUACAUAAAUUCUUGAUUAAAACAAAAUAGAAACCCAGCUAUAAUGAAAUUGUUAUCUUUUGUCAGAACUAAGGAUUGCCCAAAUUUGACUCUUUUAGAAAGUAGAAAGAUGAUUUUAUAAGGGUUAUAUUCUUGUGUUUUAUGGGUGGUACUCUUCUAGAAGAGUCUGGAAUAUUCAAGCAGUGAGGUGUCCCCACUAACUGUCACCAUCAAGAAUAUUCCGUAUCAAAUUGUUACCACCUUUCCUAUGUAAGAAAUACACAGUAUUUUUUAUUUUAGUUAACCACAGCUGUCAUUUCUCUCUUUCUCUCUGCGCCUCUCUUUGUUGGGUUUUCUUCGAUGUCGGCGGCUACCUCAUCGUUCGCCCCAGCAGCAGCUAUAUCAGCCCCUUCAUCGUCGAUCUCCAAGGCCCUAAUCCCCGUUUCCAAGCCUUUCUGUCUAGGCUUCGCCACCUCCUUUUCUAAGGGCCUCAAAGCUCUCAGAGCCACCUCUGGUGUUACCGGCUCCACUGGGUCCUCUCUCGGCGCUAAAAUGGUGUCUGUUCCAGCCAUCAAGGCCCCCACUUUGCUUGAUUUCGACACUAAGGUGUUGAACAAGGAGAAAGUUAACCUUGCUGGCCAUGACGAGUAUAUUGUGAGAGGAGGAAGAGAUUUGUUCCCUUUGUUGCCUGAAGCGUUCAAGGGAAUUAAGCAGAUUGGUGUUAUUGGCUGGGGUUCACAGGGACCUGCUCAAGCUCAGAAUUUAAGGGAUUCUCUUGUUGAAGCAAAAUCUGAUAUUGUUGUCAAGAUUGGACUCAGAAAGGGCUCCCGUUCUUUUGCUGAAGCUCGCGCAGCUGGUUUUACUGAAGAAAGUGGCACUCUAGGCGAUAUUUAUGAAACUGUCUCCAGCAGUGAUCUUGUGUUGCUACUAAUUUCUGAUUCUGCACAGGCUGACAAUUAUCCGAAAAUAUUCUCCCACAUGAAACCAAACAGCAUACUUGGGCUUUCCCAUGGGUUUCUUCUUGGCCAUUUGCAAUCAGAAGGACUUGACUUCCCCAAAAACAUCAGUGUGAUUGCUGUCUGUCCAAAGGGAAUGGGUCCUUCCGUAAGGAGACUUUAUGUCCAAGGCAAAGAAAUAAAUGGUGCAGGGAUUAAUUCCAGUUUUGCAGUCCACCAGGAUGUUGAUGGUAGAGCCACAGAUGUUGCCCUUGGAUGGUCAAUUGCUCUUGGUUCUCCUUUCACAUUUGCCACUACUCUAGAGCAGGAAUAUAAAAGUGACAUCUUUGGGGAGCGUGGCAUUUUACUUGGUGCUGUCCAUGGAAUCGUGGAGUCCUUGUUUAGAAGGUACACAGAAAAUGGAAUGAGUGAAGAUCUGGCUUACAAGAACACUGUUGAGUGCAUCACAGGGAUAAUAUCAAAGACCAUCUCGACCAAGGGCAUGUUGGCUGUAUACAAUUCCUUGUCUGAAGAGGACAAAAGGGUAUUUGAGACUGCAUAUAGUGCUUCAUAUUACCCUUGUAUGGACAUCUUGUAUGAAUGCUAUGAAGAUGUGGCCAGCGGUAGUGAGAUCCGGAGUGUUGUCUUGGCUGGGCGUCGCUUUUAUGAAAAGGAUGGUCUACCAGCUUUCCCAAUGGGUAAAAUUGAUCAGACCCGGAUGUGGAAAGUUGGUGAACGUGUCCGAUCAGCACGGCCUGCAGGAGACCUAGGUCCAUUAUAUCCUUUCACUGCUGGUGUUUAUGUGGCAUUAAUGAUGGCCCAGAUUGAGAUAUUGAGGGAGAAAGGUCACUCGUACUCUGAGAUCAUUAAUGAAAGUGUGAUUGAGUCAGUUGAUUCCUUGAAUCCCUUUAUGCAUGCUCGUGGAGUUUCCUUCAUGGUUGAUAAUUGUUCAACAACAGCACGGUUGGGAUCUAGGAAAUGGGCUCCACGUUUUGAUUACAUCCUUACUCAGCAGGCCUUGGUUGCAGUGGACAGUGGUGUACCCAUAAACCAGGAUCUAAUUAGCAACUUCCUGUCGGAUCCAGUGCAUGGAGCCAUUGGAGUAUGUGCCCAACUGAGACCUACCGUUGACAUUUCAGUGCCUGCAGAUGCAGACUUUGUGCGACCUGAGUUAUGUGCAUCUGGCAAUUAAAGGCUUUAAAAAUCUGUACCCUGAGAUGUCCAGCAAUGCCUUUCGAGAUGGUUUGAGCGUGAAGACUUAAAAUUUAGGGGUAGUUGUGGUUUAAUAAUCAAAAAAAAAGAAAUACACAGUAAGAGGGCCAGCAUCCAAUAUUUUUCUAGCUCAUUAUGUAAAUAUUCCUCCAGUAUUAUUUCUUUAAUAGACACAAAUUAAACUUCAAACAAUAGUAGUAAACAAUAUUCACUGGAAAA